This is a messenger RNA of Besnoitia besnoiti, 1593 nucleotides long. Its product is annotated as WD domain, G-beta repeat-containing protein. Gene Ontology annotation, molecular function: protein binding. NCBI's taxonomy places the organism in Eukaryota, Apicomplexa, Conoidasida, Eucoccidiorida, Sarcocystidae. Gene Ontology annotation, cellular component: nucleus. The transcript has 8 exons. Gene Ontology annotation, biological process: rRNA processing. The coding region runs from base 1 to 1593 and encodes 530 amino acids. The record is from RefSeq and is a predicted model, not a curated record.
AUGGCAACCGAGUCUCGCAGCACGAUCAGCGCCGUCUGCUGGGUGCCUCGCGGUAAGGCCGCGCUGAAUCCGACCUCCUACGUGCUCGCUUCGCAGGAGCUCUGUGAGCUGCGCAAGACAAAGUCGAGUCUUAUCAAGGCGCACAAAAAAAAAACGCGAGCGCAGGCCGAGGGCGGAGACCCCGCGCGCCGCGAAGAGGAGGGAGUAGAGGCUGACUGGGAAGAUGCUGACGACAGCUCGGAGGAAGAGGAAGAGAUGGAAGACAAAGACGACCAGGACGUAAAUAUGGACGACGAAGAAGACGAUGAAGAUGACGAAGGCUCCCAAUUCUUCGGCGUGGUGAAGGAGGACGGCGCUGCGACGCUGGACGAUCCGUACCUGAAGAUGGGCGAAGAGGAAGACAGCGAAGAAGAGGAAGCGAAUAUCAUCCUCCCUACAGAUCUCAUUCUCGUGGCCGCGACCGCCGAGCACGACUUCAGCUCGCUGGAGGUCUACGUAUACGAUGAAGAUCGAGGGAGCUUCUACGUCCAUCACGAUAUUCUGACGGGAGGGUUUCCUCUCUGCCUGGAGUGGCUGAACACGUGCCCGUCGACUUCUGGUCCGGCGAACCUCGUCGCGAGCGGCUCGUUCGACCCCGAAAUCAGCAUCUGGAAUCUCGACGUCUUGGACCGCGUGGACGCGGUCUGCACACUGGGCAAGAAGCCCGAGAGCGGGCUGAAGAAGGGUCGCAGCAGAGACGGCGGAAAGAAGAAAAACAAGCGGCACGGAAAGGCGGGCGACGCCGCGUCGGGGACCGCACCGUACGGCGCCGACGCACAGGGCCACGAAGGCCCUGUCAUGUGCCUGCAUGCGUCGCCCAUGAAGAGUCAGAUUCUGGCGAGCGGAUCCGCAGACGAAACCGUCCGCAUGUGGGACCUGACAACCGCUGCUUGCCUGCACACCUAUCGGCACCACGAGAACAAGGUCCAAGCGCUUCGAUGGCACCCCGUCGAGGAGGCGGUGCUGCUCUCUGCGUCCUACGACCGGCGAGCCGCACUCGUUGAUGUGCGGAAGCCAGAUAACGUGAUGUUUGCACCUCUCAAUGCCGACGCCGAGUCGUGCUGCUGGGACCGUCACCGUCCGAUCAAUUUCUGGGCGUCUUCUGAAGACGGCAGUGUCUGCUGCAUGGAUGUGCGCAAGAUGUCAAACAAGUCGGCUGCGCGUUCAGCGUCCUCAUCGAAGGCCUCGAACGACUGCCUCGUCUGGUCUAUGCGUGCCCACAAAGGCGCAGCCUCUGGACUCAGCGACAGUAAAAUCAAAGACCUGAUGGUCACUUGCGGCGUGGAUGGCGUCGCAAAACUGUGGAACGUCACCGGCACAGGCCCCGUGGGGGUCAUGGCCUCUGAAGUGCCUGCCAACUACGACACAAGCCGCGCCAACAACGCGGGCACUCCGUCACUGGUGUUUGAGCGCGACCUGAAAGGAGGCCCCCUCUACUGCUGCCAGAGCAACGAAGACCUGCCUAACGUGCUCGGCUUCGGAGGGAACUGCGUCGUCCUGUGGGACAUCACCGACACAGACGUUGUGAAAACCGCAUUUAAUCUCAAGGGAUAG